Schistosoma spindalis is the source of this 3031-nucleotide messenger RNA. NCBI's taxonomy places the organism in Eukaryota, Metazoa, Platyhelminthes, Trematoda, Strigeidida, Schistosomatidae. The record is from the annotation of a GenBank genome assembly.
GACCAGCAUUCUCCAACCCACUCUACCCUGGGCCUUCCUUAUUAGUUCUAUCCAAUUUUUGGUCAUUUUUCUCAUGUCUGUCUCCAUUUCUCGAUGUAAUUUGUUCGAUCUUCCUCUUUUCCUUUGGCUUUGAGGAUUCCAUGUGAGGGCCUGCCUUCUAACACAGUUCGGUGCUUUACUCAAUGUGUGUCCUAUCCACUUCCUGAUUUCUUCCUCCUCUGGGAUCAGGUUUGUUCUCUUUCAUAGUAGGUUGUUGCUGAUAGUGUCUGGCCAACGGAUCCCAAGUAUUUAGCAUAGACAGCUGUUAAUAAACACUUGUAUCUCCUGGAUGAUGGCUUUCGUAUUUCUCCAGGUUUCCCCCCAUACAAUAAAACUUUUAGGUCAUGGGGUUAGCGAACCCAUCCCGUAGAAAAAUAACUCACUAAAAGACAGUAACCAGAAAAAAUUAUUCAAACCAUUUAAACUCUGUCCUGGGAGUCAGAAGGUCUUUAUUUAGAAGAGUUAUGACAACUCAUGGUGAAAGACGAGUUCCUUCGGAAGCCACGAAGCUGAUACAAAUGUAUAUUUUGCAAUAUUUCCCUAAUUAAUAUCAAUUUAUAAUAGAAAUCUUUUUUUAUAUUUUCAGAUAACAUAUAUGAUCUUAUAUUUGAUCGAUAUUUUCUUGAACAAUAAUGCCUAAUUUCUAUGAUCGUCUUUCAUUCUCUGAAUAUAUUUACAGAAUCAAAUUAAAAAAUGUAUUAAACAAUAAAAUCUAUCAAGAGAAUAACAAUUUCAUAGAAGGUUUAUCAUUUAAUUCAUUCAUAUCAUAUUCACAAUUUUAUAAUUUUGAUUCAAUUACAUAUUCAUUGGAUCACGAAAAUGAUAUGAAUAAAAAUUAUGAUCAUUGUAGUAAACGUGUUAUAAUAAACACUGAUACUUUAAAAUGUAUCAAUCAAUGUUUAUUAAUAACUGAUCAAAGUAAAUAUCAAUUAAUUUCUGGUAUCAAAUAUAGAGUUUAUUGGUAUCAACUUGCUAAAAGUCAAGAAUUUCUUAACUGCUUAAUAAAAAUAAUACCCACUGGUUAUGGUGAUCCAUAUUUUCAAGAAAUUGCUAUGAUUGUAUUAGCAAACAUAUGUAUACUUGCUGGAUAUAAAACUAAAUAUUCAAAAUUCGAUGAUUGUCAAUCUGCCUUACAAAAUUUGAUUCAUAUCACUGCUGGACCACUUGUCAUCUUUUCAAGUUCAUCUAAUCUAGGCCAAAUUACAAUUUGGUCAACUCAAGCUUUAACUGGACUAUUGAAAGCAACAUUUACUUAUUAUCCAAAUUUAUGCGUCAACUAUGAACAAAAUGUUUGGAUGGAAAGAUUGUUGUUGUUUUCUCAUGUAAUUCAUGUUCUUCAUAGAUUACUACCUAAGGUCUUCCUAGUUGAAUCAUCUAAUUUCGGCACAUAUGAAUUAUUGAAACAGUUAAGCAAACACAUUACCGAUGCUGACGACUCUUUCAAUUGGGACAUUAUAUCAUCACACUUGAAUCUUUUAACAAUGAUUCUAAUGAGAUUGCCAUCAGUACAAGUGCUGUUAUCCUCAACAACAACAUCAUCAUCGGAUGGUAAAAUUAGAAUACAAGAAAUGGAUAAAUUUCUUGCUAUAAUACAAUAUGGAUUCAUGAAUUUAUGUUUGGCUAUCGGGAAAAUUUGGUUGUGUCCUGCAUGCACAAAGAAUUUAAUAGAUCAAAGUGUUUUGGAUUUUCUCAAUCAAGAUCAACAAAUUAAUGACCAGUUUUUUAAAACAAAAUACUGUGUACCCAAUUAUUCUUAUGAUUCUUAUAAUUUAUUAUUAUUUCUUUAUGAAUUAUUAAAACUAUUAUUUAAUUUAAUAAAAAUUUCUUAUUUAAAAAUUUAUUUUAUUAAAAUUCGUUUGAAUCUUAUUCAGUGUUUAUUAUAUUUAGGCAAAUGUUUAUAUUAUUGUUCUAAUUUAGAAUAUCCAUCAAAAAUAUCACAAUGUAUAUUUUAUAUAAUACGUAUUAUUGGUUGUAUAUGUUAUGAUCAUCAUGAUCGUGAUCAUGAUGGAAUUGAGAUCAGAUCAUCUUUAAUCAAUCCUAUAAUAUUAUCUAAUCAAUUAUUAAAUAAUUUUCUAUUACUUAUUAAUUGGUAUUAUCAAUUUAGAUGUUCAUGGUCUAUAUGUGGUAUUGAAUUAUGUUGGUCUUUAACUAAUUUUAUUCAAUGUUUCAAUAUAUCACUAUUUCAACGACAAUCGAAUCAAAUAUUGGAUAAUUUUAUUGAUUGUUUCAUAUUUAAAUUAUUUACUUUAGAAUUAGGUAAUAAAGAAGUAAUGCGUUUAUUAUAUAUUAGUAUGAGUAUUAUGAAUAAUAAUAAUAAAAAUAAUAAUAAUAUACGUGAUAAUGAUCGAGAUUAUUUAUAUUGGAUCAGGAUAUUAAACUGUUUAGAUGAUCAUUUAAAAACUCAACUGACUUAUUGGAAAUAUUUAAAACAAAAUUUACCAAUGUGUUAUAUUGAAACAUUUAUAUGUUUGUUUAAAUUCUUAUCAAUUCUCAACAUGAAUGAUGAUGAUAAUAAUAAUAAUAAAGUAUUACAAGAAUAUAUUGAGAAUAAUUGUCCUAUAUUAUAUAAACUAUAUACUAUAUGUAAUCAAACAUUAACAAUAAUGUCAUCAUUAUUAUUAUUAUCAUCUUCAAUAUCAUUGGAAACAUUGACAAUGGAAGAAACUAGAGAAAUUUUAUAUUCUAUGAAUUCUAACACAGAUAUUAUUUCAUGUAUAAUAUCAGUUCUUGAAUGUAUAUGAUUGUUUUUUUUUAAACAAUAGUUAAUUUUGUGUGUAAACAUAAAUGUAUACAAGGAUGUAGAGAAUUUUUAUUUAUUUGAACACAUAAAUAUUGGUAAAAGGUCGGUACCAGAUAUAUUAUGCGUUACAUAAUAAUAAUGAGAAUGGGAAAUGAUAAAGAAUGUAAGAAGCGUGUAAAAAGGAAAAAAAAGAAAAGUAACGACUACAAAUCAGUGUCAGUCAGUCAGUUACAACGUAGGACCAGGCACAUA